Brienomyrus brachyistius is the source of this 3702-nucleotide messenger RNA. It is a transcript of the gene hjv, whose product is annotated as hemojuvelin BMP co-receptor. Gene Ontology annotation, molecular function: coreceptor activity. The record is from RefSeq and is a predicted model, not a curated record. The coding region runs from base 1479 to 2693 and encodes 404 amino acids. The transcript is spliced from 5 exons. Lineage: Eukaryota; Metazoa; Chordata; Actinopteri; Osteoglossiformes; Mormyridae. Gene Ontology annotation, biological process: BMP signaling pathway. Gene Ontology annotation, cellular component: plasma membrane.
ACUACGUGUGUAAUUUUCAUUUACUCCAUAGAUAAAAUGAAAAUGACAAAACCCAGAUUAUUACGCAGUUCUCUGUGUCACGUGACACAGCUUCUGCCUCCGAGAUCAGCAAAUUGGAUGAAAGCCUUACAUUUAAUACAGUUAAGGCAUAUUUUGUACAAGUUGUCUAAAAAUUGUUAUAAAACCACUCCGUUAUCUUGCCUGUUUUUAUUUUAGGGACAUGUCGUUACGGCAGCAUGAACUUUCCGUCCGACUACCUGCGUAGCGUUUUAAGUGUCUCUAUUUCAUAGAGGAACUAACACUCUGAAUUCUUCCUUUUUCAUUUAUAGUUCAUAUAUAUUGCUUUCUUACUUGCUGCCUGUUAUAUAGUUCAAGUAUUUUGACGAUGUCAUAUAUUUAUAGUAAAAGACUAACCGUUAAUUUAAAUGCGGCAAAUUGUAGUGGUGUCGAAUUAACAUUUUUAUUAUUAGAAAAAAAUAUUCUAAAGGUGAGUUUUCUUUUGCUACGUAUUACUGCCUUAGGAAAGAUGCAACGUCUACGGAUCUAGUUAAGUCUUUGCUGUAUAGAAAAACAUCUCCUGACCAUUUUAGGUACGAAUAAUUUACUGAUUGGACCAGUUUCCAUUUAAUGGUCGGUUUUUACGAGGGAAGCAGAUUGUGUUAUUUUUCGUGAGUCAUGUGAGUGCUGAGAUACAAUAAAAAGUUGUAGAUUCGACAACUUUCAUCGCUAUGUCGCACGGACAUGGCGGAGCGGCAUUUGUUAUUCAUAUAAUCACUUUAUCCAUUAGUUUAUGUUUGUCGUUUCAUGUUUAAAAUAGCAAUUUCAUGCAAUUUAUAUGGUUCGUGCAAUCUACACGACUAAUCCGGUUAUAGUGUAAAUGAAGAUUAAUCGUAAUUCACACAUAGGGGGAUGUAAGCCGCUUGACAAGGACAUUUCUGCAUGUUUCAUGAGGCUGCUGUGACUUGCAGGUCCAGCAGUAUACGGAGCCUUGCCUGGAGGAACAAAUACAAUUAUUUUAUGACUGUAAGCAUCGUUUGAUAUCUUGGGCCCAGAGAAUUACUAUUUGUGGGAUCAUUCUUGUUUACCUGAUCUAAAUUAAAUUACUAGGAUAAAUAAAAAAGUAAUUUCCCCUUGUUAAAAAAAUUAAUGCACCAAUUAGAUGCAAAUAAUCAUUUAUGAUCUGGACUAAAUAGACUGUAGAAGAUGGGAGGUAUUGAUUGUACAUUUAAAUCAGUUUAUAUUUUCCAAGAUAUUAUUUGCUGUGGAGAGCACAGUCCUGGAAGUCCUGGAAAAAUUGAUAUGAUUCCUAAUUAGGAUUCAAUUCGGUUGCGGAGAGUAAGUCAUAUUGAUCAGAGGACGAAGAGAAGAUGCCUGAAUCCCGUUGAUGGCUGGUAAAAACCCCCGGACACACCUCUGCACACACACUAACGGCUUUCUUCGGUGAGAGCUAGUAACCGUCUCGGGCUGGAUCUGUAUGGAUGGGAAUGGGGAAGCCAGCUGCCGGUUAUAGGGACACACAGCUGUCGUGGAAGUGGGUUAUCAUUGGAACAGUCCUGCUUGAUCACGUGUGCCGUUCCCAAGCCACUGCCCAAUGUCGAAUCCUGAGGUGUAACUCGGACUUUGUAGCUGCUCUCGGGCCUGACGGGGGCCGAGAGGGAGGCAGCGCGGGUUACUGCAGUGCCCUGCGCUCCUAUGCCCUGUGCACCCGUCGGACGGCGCGGGCGUGUCGGGGUGACCUGGCCUACCACUCAGCCGUGCAGGGUAUCGAGGACCUCCUCAUGCAGCACAACUGCCCCAGGAGUGGCCCCACCGCUCAACCCCGCCCCCUGCCCCAGGCGCCUCUGUCUGGGGAUGCCUGCCUGUACGAGAGGACCUUCCGGCAGCGGGAAGGCCGCCCCCCUGAGUACCUGCACUGUGGCGUGUUUGGGGACCCACACGUACGCACCUUCCUGGAUGACUUCCAGACGUGUGCCGUGCAAGGUGCCUGGCCCUUGAUGGAUAACGAGUUCCUGUAUGUCCAGGCCACCAGCACCCCCAUGGCAGGGAGGAUGUACGCCACAGCGCUCACAAAGAUCACCAUCAUCUUCAAGAACUGGCGCGAGUGCAUCGAGCAGCAGAUCUACCAGGCCGAGCUGGACAAUGUACCGCUGGCUUUCGUCGACGGCUCUGUGAGCGACGGUGAGCGACGGGGUCACCACAGCCUGCAGGUGAGCAGCCAGGACCCCGGACGUCACGCUGAGAUCUGGGCUGCCCACAUCGGAACCACCCUGGUGGUCAGGCAGAGCGGGCGCUCGCUGGGCCUCUCUGUGCGCGCCCCCCUGGCCAUCGUAAACUCCUUCACGUCAGAGCAGGACCUGCAGCUGUGCGUCUGGGGGUGUCCCGCUUCCCAGCGGCUCCCGGCCCCCCACCUGUCUGCACCUGCAGCCGCCCAUGCCCACUGCUCCACCCUCCUCCCCGAACAGGAUAUAUACUUCCAGGCGUGCUUGUUCGACCUCCUGGUGACUGGUGACCUAAACGCAAGUGCCGCUGCCGUGACAGCGCUGGAAGAUGCCCGCGGCAUGAUCUCAGACCCCGAGAAAGUGCAUCUGCUCCUAGGUGGGGCUAACAGACACCCGAGUCCCAUCUCAGUGACUCUCACUCUGGCUGUUCUCACGGGCAACAUGGUACCUCUGCUGUCUUUGCAUUGUGCAUAAUCUCCCACUAAACCAAAUUCACUUCCUAUUUCCUCCACCACUUCCUGCCAACAAGAGAUUUCGUCAUAGACAAUUUUGUUCUUCUUCAUUGCAUUUGCAUUAUUUAUUAAUAUUAUUAUUACUUGCAUUCAGCUUAGUGUGAGGCAUCUCAUCCAAGGUGCUCCACUGCUCUACACUGCCAAAGAUCUGUUCCUGCCCCCCUCCCCCCCCCCAAUACUAGUUAAAUGGUCGCAAGAUGGAUGGAUCGGCCCAGUCUGGUCCUCUUGAAAAACUUGAGAAUUGCAGAUUUGCCUGCAGUCCCUUGGGAACAGCGAAGAGCAUGUGCAAGGAAAGGAGACACAGAAGGAACAUGCGUUUGCUCAAACUCCCUAAGAAAAGUCCACGAGGGCUCAACUGUAUUUUCCGUGUGACGUACAUCUUGUACGUGUCACUGUAAGGCUGGGACUCAAGUGCACGCAGUUUCUACAGCAUGCUUAUGUUCUCAGGCCAGGCCUUGGGAAUUUUCAAGGGCCAACGUGAAGGAGACUCUGCCUUUUGACCGAAUGUCAAAAGUACAGCAGUUGAUGGUGUAAAUACAUAAAGUAUGUACAGUGUCAUUUUGCAGGUUCGUCUUUUACGCAUGUCUGUGUGUAUUUAAGAUUAUUUUAUAGAAAUGUAAGUAAUUUUGGUAUAUACAGAAUAAAUCUGGCUUUUGUGUCUGGCCCUCGGGCCCCCAGGGAAUCAUUUUUAACCUGUACUGGAACGUUUUAAUAUCGUUUAUGUGUAUUAGGCUUCUGUGGUGACAAUCUAUCUGUGAGUAAAUAGUACAGCACGGCUGUGUCUAAAUCCAAUAUAUGCGAUAAGUGACUCACAGAAAUUUUCAGCAUCCAUGUCUAAAUAUUAUAUAUAAUGUACUUUGAUUAUAUAAAUGAACAAACUCUGGUGAUAGCUGAUGAGAAUAUUUAAAAUGAGUUUACUCAAAAGCAGAUAUUAAAUAUGUGUGUUUAUUAAUAAAUGGCAACGAACAGUG